AGUGGGCGGGGCUUCAGGCAGGAGGUCAUCACAAACAUGGCGUGGAGAGGAUGUGUAAUGAAAUGGGCCAAAACAGAGUUCAUCAGAACCACUAACACUACUUCGCGAGGCUCCGGACUAAAUCCACACUACCAACAGAGGUGCAGUUUCCGUCGGGAGCCCAAAAGGCCAGAAACAAAGAAAGGAAAUGUUUCCCAAGAACCAAACACUCCUCCCUCUGAGGCAGGUGCACCAGGUCCUCCUCCUCCUCCUUCACCUCCUAAAAUCCCCAGACCAUCACUGUUCAAACCUCUGAUGUUCACAGUAGGGUUUUCAGGCUGCUCCUUUGGUGCUGCAGCCAUUCUGCAGUAUGAAACCCUGAAGUCACGAGUUCAGUCUGCAAAAGAUGAAGAGGAGUCAGAAAAAGUAUUACAGGGCUCCCAGGACAUGGCAUACUGGCACGACUGGUGGAACCAGCUGUCCAGCUUCCAGCGACAGCUCAUCCUGCUGAUGUCCAUGGUGGACGACUUCUGGAGCAGCCUCACAGAGGGACAGAGGACAGUCACUGGUAUCAUUGCUGUAAAUGCUGUAGUCUUGUGUUGCUGGCGGAUACGGUCAAUGCAGAGAAGCAUGAUUAAGUACUUUACAUCCAACCCAGCCUCCAAAACACGGUGCCUUCCCAUGGUCCUUUCCUCCUUCAGUCACUACUCCAUUAUCCACAUGGUUGUCAACAUGUAUGUCCUGUGGACAUUCUCCUCAGGGAUCGUGUCUCUUUUAGGAAAGGAGCAGUUUCUUGCAGUCUACAUGUCUGCUGGUGUGAUUUCCACUAUGGUUAGCUACAUGUGUAAAACAGCCACAGGACGUAUAUAUCCAUCACUAGGAGCGUCAGGGGCUGUGAUGGCAGUACUCGCUGCAGUCUGUGCAAAGGUGCCAGAGGCCAAACUGGGCAUUAUCUUCCUCCCCAUGGCCACUUUCACAGCAGGAAAUGCUUUGAAGGCACUCAUUGCAAUGGAUACAGCAGGGCUCGUACUGGGAUGGAGACUGUUUGAUCAUGCAGCACACCUUGGAGGAGCUCUCUUUGGAAUAUGGUAUGUGGCGUACGGUCACAAACUGAUUUGGAGGAAGAGGGAGCCUCUUGUGAAACUGUGGCAUGACAUGCGUUCUCUUGGUGGAUCCAGGCCAGGAGGAGGACCUGGGGUUGGCGGUGCUGGGCCCGGACCACGAUGAUGAGACUCUGCAUGGUCUCUCUGACCCUAUCUGAAAAGACAGGGGUCUGGAGUAACCUCUGAAUAUGCAAGGACAUUUUUUACAAGCUAUUAGGAUUUUAUUGUUUAUAAAUAAAUAUAGUUUUUCAUGGAAAGAAAACGGUGACAUGCAUGAGCUGUUAUGGUGGAGAACAGGGACCUCUAACUUAAAAAUCACAGGUCAGAUGUCACUUCUUGUUCUGGGAUUCAGAUGUUAAAUAUGUAGACCAAUACUGUUAAUAUCUCCUGUCCAAAAAGGACCUCAGAGCUAAGUACUGACAGUAUCAUCAGUCUCCUACCUCUUAACAAUCCUCGCACAUAGCACCUUCAGUGUUUAUGUAUGUUUCCUGUGUAUAUUUUCAAGAGCGACUGUAGAAGUCUGGACAGAUGAAAACACUCUGUGCUGAUGCAAUUCAGCAUUUCGGUUGUUUGCUGCAGUGCAAUGUACACUUCACUGGGCUCUUAUAUGUAAGCAUUAAAACUGGAGUCUCAACGGUGAGAGUUAAGUAUGCACUUACAACUAUGUUUAGGAUUUUACUGCCUCAGUGUUGAAAAUUGGGAACUCUGUCUAAAACAUAUCAGAGGGAUGUUGGUCCUUACGGGCUUGUACAUAUUUACGGGACAAAGGUCUCAUCUUGAAUAGUGGCUGAUAUCGGUCACUGACUUUAAAUAAAUGCUUAAAGGGGAAUAAAGUUUAUCAAACA
Cheilinus undulatus (humphead wrasse) is the source of this 1927-nucleotide messenger RNA. It is a transcript of the gene parla, whose product is annotated as presenilin associated, rhomboid-like a. The record is from RefSeq and is a predicted model, not a curated record. The transcript is spliced from 10 exons. Lineage: Eukaryota; Metazoa; Chordata; Actinopteri; Labriformes; Labridae. The coding region runs from base 37 to 1206 and encodes 389 amino acids. Gene Ontology annotation, cellular component: membrane. Gene Ontology annotation, molecular function: serine-type endopeptidase activity.